Rhodamnia argentea is the source of this 792-nucleotide messenger RNA. RefSeq names its product eukaryotic translation initiation factor 5A. NCBI's taxonomy places the organism in Eukaryota, Viridiplantae, Streptophyta, Magnoliopsida, Myrtales, Myrtaceae. The record is from RefSeq and is a predicted model, not a curated record. Bases 82 to 564 code for a protein of 160 amino acids. Gene Ontology annotation, molecular function: translation elongation factor activity; RNA binding; ribosome binding. Gene Ontology annotation, biological process: positive regulation of translational elongation; positive regulation of translational termination. The transcript is spliced from 5 exons.
CCUGCCUUCUUCUUCUUCUUCUUCGUGUCGUCCUCACACUGAGAAUUUCUAGAGAGAGACAGACAGACAGAGAAGAGAAAGAUGUCGGACGAGGAACAUCACUUCGAGUCGAAAGCAGACGCAGGGGCGUCAAAGACGUACCCGCAACAAGCUGGCACCAUCCGCAAGAAUGGCUACAUCGUCAUCAAGAAUCGCCCCUGCAAGGUUGUAGAAGUUUCUACCUCGAAAACUGGCAAACAUGGACAUGCUAAGUGCCACUUCGUGGGGAUUGAUAUCUUCAAUGGGAAGAAACUUGAAGAUAUCGUUCCAUCAUCCCACAACUGUGAUGUGCCCCAUGUUAAUCGCACUGACUACCAGCUGAUUGAUAUCUCUGAAGAUGGUUUUGUCAGUCUUUUGACUGAAAAUGGAAACACGAAGGACGAUCUGAGGCUUCCCACCGAUGACAAUCUGCUUAGCCAGAUUAAAGAUGGGUUCGGCGAAGGAAAGGACCUUGUGGUGUCAGUCAUGUCCGCAAUGGGAGAAGAGCAGAUCUGCGCUCUCAAAGAUAUCGGUCCUAAGAACUAGAAUAAAUCGCUGCUGUUUUAUUAGCUAGUCAUGGCAGUAGAACUUGUUAAUGUUUGCUAAAGGAGUUUCCUUACAUUCCUAAAAUCCACGAACAGAGGUUUAUUAGCAGUGUGGUUGUAAUGAUGACGAGUGAUGAAUCCGAUGAUAGUAAUGGCAAGAGGUGGUAAUCCUCUUGCGCAUGCCUCUGUUGUACAGCCUUGCGCUCACAACAAAGGGGAUUACAUUGAA